This is a messenger RNA of Drosophila nasuta, 483 nucleotides long. RefSeq lists its product as uncharacterized. Bases 130 to 480 code for a protein of 116 amino acids. The transcript has a single exon. The record is from RefSeq and is a predicted model, not a curated record. Lineage: Eukaryota; Metazoa; Arthropoda; Insecta; Diptera; Drosophilidae.
CCCUUGCAGCAGGUAGCACUUCCAUUAAAUUGGAUGCGUACCUGUGAUCCUGAACGGUCCUGAUUUCGAGUAUUUAAGGGACUGCGAAAAUGUUUCAUUUAUUCAGUUGUUGUUUGAUACUCGAUCAGGAUGAAGUUCAUCGCGUUAUUCUUGCUGUGCAGCCUGACUGUUGGUCUGGUCUUGGCGUUUCCUGACAAUCAUAUUGCAGUUGCUGAUGUGUCAGCUGGUGGCAUGCAUGUUGAUGCAAUUUCCGACCGUGGAACAGGAGAUGCCGCCUCAACAUCGCAAAUUGCUCGGCUACGUCAGUCUCGUCAUCUUCUGAAGAAACUUUUCAAUCCCGAGCCAGAGGUGAUAGUACAACCGAUUAUCGUGCAACCCCAGCAACCACAGCCGUUUUUUCCUGCUUUUAAUCCCUAUGUUGGUACUGGUCGAGGCUUUGGGUACGGUAGUUUUCCUUAUAAUCGACCCGUUGGUUAUUGAUUG